Molecule: messenger RNA, 996 nt
Organism: Geodia barretti
Lineage: Eukaryota; Metazoa; Porifera; Demospongiae; Tetractinellida; Geodiidae
Source: the annotation of a GenBank genome assembly
CUGCCGGGCGCGGACUGGCCGGUCGACGAUCUGGCGCCAGGCGAGCGCGAUGAAUUGAGCGCCGGACCGGCGCGGGGCCACAGCUACUGGAGCCUCUCGACGCGCCGGCUGUUCCGGAAGAAGCUGGCGGUGAUUUGCCUCACGCUGAUCGUGUUCCUGUACGGCGGAGCGCUGCUGGCGCCGCUGAUCACACCCUACGAGUACACCGCGCAGGAUCUGUCGCAGAGCCGGGCCGGGCCCACGCUGGCGCAUCCGUUCGGCGCAGACCGGUUGGGUCGCGACAUGAUGACCCGGGUGAUCUACGGGCUGAGGACCACGGUGAUCAUCACGAUUGCAUCGCUGAUGGGCGGAACCCUCGUCCUGGGCAUAACGCUCGGAUUGAUCAGCGGAUACAUGGGCCGGUGGGUGGAUUCGCUGAUCAUGCGGACGGGCGAGGUCACGUCGUCGUUUCCGGACAUCAUCCUGAUCCUGAUAUUCGUGGCGGCGUUGCGGCCGCGACUGGUGGGAGCGGUGCAGGGGUUUGAGGACGCAACGGGGAUCGACUGGAUUCUGCGGUUGGGACUGCUGGACUACGCGAUCAUAUCGCUGGCGCUUUCGAUCUUUGGAUGGUUCGGGAUGGCCCGGCUGGUGCGAGGGCAGGUGUUGCAGGCGCGGGAGAGCCAAUACACAGAGGCGGCGUUGGUGGCGGGAGCGUCGACGGCGCGGAUCCUGCGGGCGCACGUGCUGCCGAAUAUCCUGAGCCCGCUGAUCGUGUCGAUCUCCGCGGGACUGGCGGGGGUGGCGGGGUCCGAACUGGUUCUGAGCUGGAUCGGGAUUGGGGUGCAGCCGCCGGUGCCGAGCCUGGGACGGAUGAUGUUCGAGAACGGCAGCAUACAGGUGCUGCGGAACGAGCCGCAUCUGCUGCUGUUCCCGAUUGGGACGGUGACGCUGCUGUUCUUCUGCUUCAACAUCCUGGGGGACGCGGUGAACGACGCGUUCAACCCGAGGACGCGUUGA